AAACACAUUUUAUUUUUCACUGUUGGUAAUAAUACAGUUUUAAAAAUACGAUUUUCGAUUCGAGUCUAAAAUCCCAUCGAUAGUUACUUAGUGGGUGAAAUAAAUCGAUAGAAACUCAUCCAAAACCACUCUAAUGCGUGUUGUGCUUCACUUCGUAACUCACGCCAUGAUACUUUCUCAUUUGUAAGGUACGAGGUUAUGAAAUCUUACAUUCAUAGCAACUCUAAAGCACGUCCCAAAUUUAAAUCCAAAUUUAUUUUUGCGGAGAUAAAAAGUACGAAAUAAAUAACGGUUUUAAACAUUCAAGUAUAAAAUGAGGUGGAUGGCCCGUUAUUUUACACCGCCAAUUUUACUUGGUUUAUCUUUAACAAGCGUUAGUAUUGCUGUACUAUAUGUAUUGUACAAAAAGCGCUUCUUUGAUUACAUAGGAUGAAGAAGAUAUUAAAUCCAGAAAAAGUCAAGUUGAGAUUUCAAAACGAUAUACAAUAGAAUGUAAAGUACCCAGACAAUUUGUACCUGCUGUUAUUGGAAGGGGUGGUUCAAUGAUAAAAGAUAUACAAAAUAAAACAGGAACUCAGCUUUACUUUAAAGAGGAUAACAUUGAAUGUCCCGAACGUGUUUGCAUCAUAAAAGGAAGUUAUGAAUCUGUAUAUCUAGCUGAAAAUAUGAUAAAGUCUAUAAUUCAUAACCAGCCUAUAAUUGAAUCACAUGUAUUGACUGUUUCUCAAAAAACAUGUGCGAGAAUAGUAGGAAGAACUGGUGAUGUUAUAUAUCGUAUGCAAAUAGACUCUGGUGCGAAAAUCAUUACUGAAAAUGUCUUUAUUUCUUCUGAGCCAUAUCUUGAGAAAAAAAUUACUAUAAAAGGAACAUCUAAACAAAUUAAUAAAGCUUUAGAAUUAAUUCAAGAGAAAAUUUCUGAAGAAGAAAAAGAACGUACAAAGUUACAGGCUUCUUCUGCUGCAAGACGGCCUAGAGGAAAAUUAUGUCCUCGUAACACCAUUACCACAUAUGAACAGGGUCAAAGUACUGAAUCUUUAACAUUACCAGUAUCUGAUGGUUUCAUAGAAGUAUAUGUAUCUGCAGUGGAAACUCCCAGUCAGUUUUGGGUUCAAAUUGUUGGUCCUGGAAUUACUGCACUAGAUAAAUUAGUAGCUGACAUGAAUGCUUACUACAGUAAUGAAGAAAAUUAUCAACUGCAUAAGUUGAAAAAUGUAAAAAUUGGCCAAUUGGUAGCAGCAAAAUUCGGUUUUAAUAAGCAAUGGUACAGAGCUGAAGUUAUUUCCCUACCUGGAAGUAAUCAAUGUGAAGUCUUUUACUUAGAUUAUGGAGAUCAUGAAAUAAUCCACCCCAGUUGCAUAGUGGAACUUCGAACCGAUUUUCUCAGUUUAAGAUUGCAAGCGAUCGAGUGUUCAAUGGCCAAUAUUAAACCACCGGGAACUGAAUGGACCAAUGACGAAUGUGACUUCUUCGCGGAGAUCACGUUUUUAGCCGAGUGGAAAGUACUUUACGCCAAAGUUAAAGGUUUCAAAGAGAGAACCGUCGACUAUGGAAGAUCUCAUCGCGAAGGUUCACCGAUUCCUUCCGUCGAGCUUUACAAUAAAUAUGAGAACGAGGAAAUUAACAUCGGCCACGAGAUGAUAAAGGAAGGUUACGCCGAAGAAGAAACUGUACCAUCAGCUGCUUCUUCGACGUUGUCGCUAUUCUCACGCCACAACGACACCGGGGAUCUUUCGACUCCGCCGCUGACGAAGCGAGCUUUGAGUCCUGAAACGCCGAUAAACACUUCACGUAAAUUGGAUUCGGCCAUCGACUCGUCAAACACAUCAACCCCAGAUGUCGGCACGCCCACUGAUGUAUCUGAUGUACUGAGAUCUGAAGUUAAAGAAAUUCACCUAAUUACGCCGCAUAAACCACGCGAUUGGACCGGGGAAAUCGAUCCGGUGACAUCGAAGAAGGACAAGACGAAUCGCUUCAUCGAAAACGAGAAGGAAGUUCAACGGGACGACGGCCGUACUUCUCGCCCUCCAAACGGCACUUACAUCCCGUUGGAGUGCCCCCAAAAACAGGAACGUCCAUGGCAAGUCUCGAAAUUCUCGCGAGUCGCUCCGGCUGGUUUCGAGAGUGAUAUGUCUGAUGACUCGGACGUGAUGGAGCUGGGGUAAAUCGAAAGAACCGGCCGUACAUUUCUUCCUUUUUUCUAUCGAGAUACGCUUUCAUUUAUUUCAUGUAAUUUUGUAGAAGUUAGAAAUGCGGCGGUUUGAACAAUCGCAACGAAUCCUCGAUAGAAAAAAGAAAAUAAGAAUAGAGUAGAAUACGUAGGAAUGAUUUGAUCUUUACCUGUGGCCAUGCGCUUUCUUUUUCAAAUUUCAUUCUCUUGGCAAUGCCUUUUAUACGGUAUGAAUUUUUAUCUUGUUGCGAUAUAUUUUUCCAAUACCUCGGCGAUUUUAAUAGAGAAUACUACUGAAAUGAGUUAUCAAGUAGAGUAUAAAACAGGGUUUUAUAUAUAUGUAUUCAAUGCAACAGAAUCGAGUUGAAGACGAAACCUGAGAAACGCUUUUAAAGUAGUUAGAAGGCCAGGCUUUUUUCAAAAUGUAAUUAUAGAUUUCGUUGUUAGUUUUAAUUUUUCCUUUUCCAUCUUUUUCCAAUUACUUCUUUAUUCUCUAAUUUGUCUAGUUUCAAAAAUUUGUAAACUUACUUGUUCAGUCAUUUACUCACUUGCUCAUUUACUUGCUUAUUUACAUACCUGCUUGCCUGCUUACUUACUUUAAGCUAUCUUUUCCGCCAAACUGAUCAUUUGCAAAUGAUUAAAAGUACAAAAGGUCGUUUAUCAGGUUAUUUAAUUUGCAAAUGAUUCUCUCUCUAUUUUAAUGGAAGCAUUUUAAAUUUAUUUUAUUUCUUACGCGGAUUGGUGAAUUUUGUCUAUGUCUUAUGUUGAUAGAUAUUGUUACGCAGUACCAUGAUUAGUAUCAUGUAAUCAAAACUAGAAAUACUUCCAUAUAUUUUAGAGAGGAAGGUACAGGAUAAAAGAAGAACCGUAAGGGCCUGAAAGCCACAGAAAUUAGACACAUUUUAGAGAUAAUUGUUACUCUCAUCACAAAAUAAACUCGAAGAAAACUGUUCCUUACUCUUCUUCCGAGUAGUCAGUUGUGCUUGGCCGUUCUCUUCAGAUUGUGCAUUGUUUCCUUCGGGACACAUACGCUGUUUGAAGUAUGCUCAAGAUUAACAAACCGCGUGCCUUAAACUUCUGCUUCAUACAUAAUUACCACCAUUGAAAUAUGAACAUAGCAUGUAACAUAUAGUUGCAACAGUUGCAAGUAUUAGAAGGUGUAUAAAGAUCGAAGAAAGCUACAUAGGUCGUUCUAUUUUUGUAAUAUGACUAACUGAUUAAUUAAGUUCGUUUUUGUAGAUUGGUGGGAAAUAAAUGGAUUAAGCCGAGACGAUCAUCGGGACUAGGAUUUUUUUUCUUCUUAUCCUAUAUGCCUUUUUUAUUUCGAUGUCUUAGUUAUCACAAGAUUUGUAGAAUCCUUGAAACUACGUAAAGAUGAAAGUGCCAUAUUGUUCUUCGUGGCUUCCCAUUCUCCUAAGCGCGGUACAUCAUGAAGUAAAUCCACGAUUGUAUACAAAUACGCAUUUGUAAUUUAUGCGAUUUAUUUCCCACCAAAAUGAUAGCGAUUCAGGAUGAUACGAUUCGUUACCUAACAAAGUAAACGACCGAUUCCAUUGUACCUAUUAUAUUAAGCCCGUCGUUACAUCCUAGAUUUACCUGUUUCUUCCCCAAAGACUUAUUUAAGAAAACUCCGAGAAAAAGAACGAAGAAAAGAAACAAAGAACCGAUUCAUUGUCUCGAACCCUUCCGAUAGACACGUUCUGCGAUUUAACGAUGUCAAUAAAUCUGAAAGCUGCGCGAAAGUUGCCCGAUUUUUGCUCGAUGAUCGAGCAUAAAUCAGAAAACAACAUCAGUUUACGAAAUUGGUCGAAAUAUUUGAAAUUGUACUCGAGUAAGCAAACUACAAAAUAUCAUUGGAUAAAUAAAAUCUUCGCUCUCUAAAAAUUA
Bombus terrestris (buff-tailed bumblebee) is the source of this 4054-nucleotide messenger RNA. It is a transcript of the gene papi, whose product is annotated as tudor and KH domain-containing protein homolog. The transcript is spliced from 8 exons. Gene Ontology annotation, biological process: spermatogenesis. Lineage: Eukaryota; Metazoa; Arthropoda; Insecta; Hymenoptera; Apidae. The record is from RefSeq and is a predicted model, not a curated record. Gene Ontology annotation, molecular function: RNA binding. The coding region runs from base 543 to 2162 and encodes 539 amino acids.